AUGUCCAAACCAAACCCUAACAUUUCGUUACCCAAACCACCACCGCCCUCGUCUCUCGCUAAUCCCACCAACUCGCUCAUCAUGACUCAGGACCAACUCGUCGACUCCCUCACAGCCCAUAUCUCCCUCUACCAUUCCCAAUCCCAAUCCCAAUCCCAGUCCUCCAACCCUAAUCCCAGUUCUCGAUCUGCUAUCCUGCAAUGGUUUUCCUCCCUCUCCGUUGCUCAGCGCCAGGCUCACCUCACCAUCGUCGAUCCCAAAUUCACCCAGCUCUUGAUUCAAAUGCUCGGAAAGCUACGGACAAAUGGUUACGGCCGCUUCAUCAUCCUGCCAGACCUUCCUUCCGACGAUCUCCCAAGCCUCUGCUACAAGAAGUCCACUGGUCUCUUAUCACGGACUGCCGAGUCCAACCAUUCGGAAAGGUUAGUUUUCGAGUCCACUCGGCUUUUUGGAUCGAGAGAAGGGGAAAAGCUGCAGGAUUGCUCGUGUUCAGUAAGUUGUUUGGAUUCCGUGACGGUGUGUAAAGAGUUCGUUGAGAACGUUGAUGAUUUUGUUCUCACCAUGGACACGGUGUCCAAUGGAGGGUUCUUGAGGAGUCCUGACAGUGAAUUGGGAGCAGAUUGGGUGGAAUUGGAGUGGCUGAAGGCGAGAGGCUAUUAUAGCAUUGAGGCUUUUAUUGUAAAUCAGCUGGAAGUCGCCCUUAGGCUUGCAUGGUUGAAUUCUGCUAAUGCUAAGAGACGAGGGGUGAAGUUGAAAGAGAAGUUGAGCACUGCAGGAGUUGCCGCCAAUGUGUUUUGGAGGAAGCAAGGCUGCUUAGACUGGUGGGCAAAAUUGGAUGCUGAAGUUAGAAGGAACAUCGUAACUGUUGCGCUUGGGAAAGCUUCCAAAGCAUUGACUCGUGAGAUUCUGAAGGAAGCUAGUAGUGUGCUAGAGGACCAGAGGUGGCUCUUUAGACAAGGAGGAGAACAACCAAUGCGACAUGUCUUUGAUGAAUCGUCACAAAAGAAUCUCCUAAACCGCUCAGCUGAUGUGGAAAUUGGGUUAUCCAUUCUGCCAGCUCCUGUUUUCGGGAAACCUGCUACCAUCUCUAACAUGUGUAAUAGCUUGUCCAUCAUCCGGGCUAUUGCCACCUUGAUAUCCUCACUCUGGUGUGGUGAUAGUGAUAUAUCAGCAGUGUUCUUUACCACUUUCAUUUCCGUCAGUACCAUAUCAGAUUGUAUCUUACGGAAGUUGCGAGGACUUUUUAUGGUCAUAUCGCUUGAGUACACAAAGCUUGAACUCUUGGAGGAGGGGACUUCUGUGCCUCCACAGAGCAAACGCAAGGAAAAACAGUCUGCCGUUGGCCAAACCAAAAAAGGGAAACCUCAGACUGUGAAAAAGCAGAAUCGUUUUCCAGAGAAUGGGCUGGCGAAAUCAUCCUUUUUGAAAUCAUUGAAGGAUGCUGCACCUGCCAUGUCUUGCACCGAGAAGGCAGACACUUUGGAAUGCACUAAUAAUCCUUGUGGGCAUGAUGCAGUGAAAAUUCAAGAACACUCCCAAGGGCCACUUCUUGGAAGAGGUCAGACCACUGCUAGGAAGAAGAAGAGAGGAAGAAGUAAACACAGGAAUUCCGGCUUCAGAACUAAAAUUGAAGUCACAUGUUCUGAAGGACUGAUUGAGGAACAUCAACCUGGCAUCAUCAAAUGCAUUGAUGAAACCAGGAAGCUUGAUGCGAUAACUGAGAAUUCAGUUGUCCAGAAUAUAUCUGAUGAAAGUUUAGCUGAUGACAGUGAUCUUGCAUUAAAUACAAGCUCGAAGAGUUCUGCUGAUGCAUCUUGUAUGGAGGAUGCCCAAGGUUCUAUGGUAAAUGGUGACGUUGGCAAAAUCUGUGGUGAGCUUCAUGGAGGUUCACUUCAUGACCAGACAAUCGACAAUUUGAGUAAGAUGGACAGUAUUGGAACAAAACCUCAUGAUAUUCUACCGUCGGGAAAUGGUAUUGUUUCCGGAAAUGUUGAUAGUAACUCUCGAAGCCAAAAGGCAAAUGGAAAAUUUCCUUUCGCUGACAAGCUACUGCAAAACCUCGAUGUCCAAGGAAAAUCAGCCAUGUUUCACAAAAGAGGGAAUGGAAAAUCUUCUGAUUCUGGACAUAUAGGACAUUCACAGUGCUUUCCUUCUGAAGGACCCAGUUUAGCCCAUGUAUAUUUUCCCUCAAUCAAUUCAAAUCUUCCACCUGCUACUGACCGACUGCACCUAGAUGUUGGCUUCACCUGGCAUAGCCGCAUUCGUCAACCUUUUGUACCAACAGUGCAUCAAGCUGGAAGCUCACCUGUUGAAGGUGGGUGCAAGCAGAUGAUCUCCCGACCUCUGCCAAUGAGUUUAGAUUGGCCUCCAAUGGUUAGACGUGCAUGUAGCUUAACUCCAUCCUUGACAUGCAACUAUGAUAAUGGCUUUAUCUCUAGAAGGCAAGCUGCUUUCCAGCAGGGCUUAGCUGGUCAAAGGGUACAGUUUAACACAAAUACCAUUGAUGAUAAUGGAAAUUAUGGAGAUAUUAUGGACUUGCCUGAAGGUACAAAUCGACAGGAACCAAUGGAUGAUUAUGAUCACUGGCUGUCAGAAGAAGAGAUUGAGGUUCAUGCUGUUUCUGGGAUAGACUACAAUCAAUAUUUUGGUGGUGGCGUAAUGUACUGGAACCCUUCUGAUUACCCAGUAACGGGAUUUUCUCGGCCUCCUUCACUUAGCUCAGAUGAUAGCUCAUGGGCAUGGCAUGAAGCUGACAUGAAUAGGACUGUCGAUGACAUGGUUGCCUUUUCAUCUUCGUAUAGUACAAAUAGUUUGACUUCACCAACAGCUGCUUCAUUUUGUUCUCCUUUUGACCCUUUAGGGACUGGACACCCUGCACUUGGUUAUGUAGUAUCAGGGAAUGAAGUAACUGGUAAAGUCCAAAAUUCCACAUCAAAGGACACAUCUGAGGAGGAGAAAGUAUCUGGAUCUUUGGCUAGUUCUUCUGGUGACACUGAAGGGAAAGUGGGAGAUGUCUUUCCGUACCCAAUUUUGCGUCCUAUCAUCAUUCCGAACAUCUCAAGAGACAAACCUAGAGCAGAUAUUAAGCAUGUCCUUGAGCAUAAAAGCCCAUGUAUUUCUCAUUCAAGGAGGGAACACCCUCGGAUAAAAAGGCCACCAUCACCAGUUGUGCUUUGCGUUCCCCGGGCUCCUCAUCCUCCUCCACCCUCUCCAGUGAGUGACUCAAGAAAACAACGGGGUUUUCCAACUGUUAGGUCUGGUAGUUCCAGUCCGAGACAUUGGGGAAUGAGAGGUUUCUAUCACGAUGGUAUUAACUUAGAUGAAGCACGUGUACGUAUGGACGGAACUGAAGUUGUUUGGCCUUCUUGGAGAAGUAAAAAUCUAGCGGCACGUCCUAUGGUUCAACCUCUUCCUGGAACUUUGUUGCAAGACCGUCUUAUUGCAAUAUCUCAGUUAGCUCGUGAUCAAGAGCAUCCAGAUGUGUCAUUUCCUCUUCAACCUCCUGAAUUGCAAAACUGUCCUGCAAAGAAAGCAGCUCUUUCUUUGAUGCAUGUGGUUCUUCAUGAUGAAAUAGAAAUUUUCUGCAAGCAGGUUGCUGCAGCAAAUAUUGCUCGUAAGCCAUUCAUUAAUUGGGCUGUUAAGCGAGUCGCUCGAUCUUUACAAGUAUUAUGGCCCAGAUCCAGAACUAAUGUCUUCGGAUCAAAUGCAACUGGCCUGUCCCUUCCAUCCAGUGAUGUGGACCUUGUCAUUUGUCUACCCCCAGUGAGGAAUUUGGAACCUAUAAAAGAAGCAGGAAUUUUGGAGGGUCGUAAUGGUAUUAAAGAAACUUGUCUGCAGCAUGCAGCCAGGUACCUUGCCAACCAGGAGUGGGUAAAGAGUGAUUCACUGAAAACCGUUGAAAAUACAGCUAUUCCCAUCAUCAUGCUUGUUGUGGAAGUUCCCAGUGAUCUGAGCUCCUCCAGUACCUCUGUUGUGCAGAAGGAGUGUAAAGCUUGUGCCAUAGAUCCUCAUCUAGAGUCUGAUAUCCUCAAUUCAGAGGAGUCAACUUCUCUGGAAUGUUCAGAGCCACAAUUUGAUGGCAUGAAGGAUGUCCAAUCAUUCCGUCUAGACAUUAGUUUCAAGUCUCCAUCUCACACUGGGCUUCAAACCACUGAGCUGGUGAAGGAGCUGACUGAACAGUUUCCAGCAGCUACUCCUCUUGCUUUGGUACUGAAAAAGUUCUUGGCAGAUCGUAGCCUUGAUCAAUCGUACUCCGGUGGCUUGAGUUCCUAUUGUUUGGUUAUAAUAAUCACACGCUUUUUACAGCACGAGCAUCAUCUCGGUCGGCCUGUUAAUCAAAACUUCGGUGGUCUGCUUAUGGACUUUCUUUAUUUCUUUGGGAAUGUGUUUGAUCCUCGUCAAAUGCGAAUCUCUGUGCAGGGUGCAGGCUUGUAUAUAACUAGGGAAAGAGGUCAAAGUAUUGAUCCUAUACACAUUGAUGAUCCUCUUUUUCCAACAAAUAAUGUGGGGAGGAACUGUUUUCGAAUACAUCAAUGUAUUAAGGCAUUCUCAGAAGCUUACUCAAUCUUGGAAAAUGAGCUUGCAUGCCUCCUUGAUGAGUGUAAGACAAGGUCGGUACCCCCAUAUCGACUGCUGCCAAAAAUCAUCCCAAGUAUUAGUUCACUAUAG
Molecule: messenger RNA, 4668 nt
Organism: Linum trigynum
Lineage: Eukaryota; Viridiplantae; Streptophyta; Magnoliopsida; Malpighiales; Linaceae
Source: the annotation of a GenBank genome assembly